Molecule: messenger RNA, 3248 nt
Organism: Rhododendron vialii
Lineage: Eukaryota; Viridiplantae; Streptophyta; Magnoliopsida; Ericales; Ericaceae
Product: beta-amylase 7
Exons: 11
Coding region: 561-2654 (697 amino acids)
Biological process (GO): polysaccharide catabolic process
Molecular function (GO): beta-amylase activity
Source: RefSeq, a predicted model, not a curated record
AUACAUGCGCCCUUUUACGCACCCCAAACUGAUGGUCCCACGCCAUCAACGCACCCUCCUUGCCACGUGCCAAUCACGGGCUCCUCGCACCCAAACUCACAGCACCUACCUUUUCACACACAACCACACACGCUCGCCCACCUCCCACACGCGUGACAAACCCUAGCCCUCGCACGCUCUCUCCUCCGCCGGCCCUCCGCCGGAAAUCGCCGACCACUCUCUCCCCGCCCCUAAAACUCCCCGUAGCUUCUCCGCCUCCUCUCCGGCCGCUUCGCCGGAACAUUCUCCCGGAACGACGCCGGUUCGGAAGCGAUUCGGGGCUAAGUUUCUGAGUCGGAGAGCAAGAGUUGUUCUUCGGAGCUUUUGAUGUAUUUGUGUGUAAAUGAGAUGUGACAGGAGAAUGAUCGUGGAGGGAGAAUGGCGGAUUCGUGCUAUAACGGUUUCUGAUUUUCGUAAUUGACUGGUUUUGCAAGCUGAUUCUGCAAAGCAGAAGUACAAUGUGACUGUAUUGGUUAGGAGAAUAAGAGUGUAGGAAUUAGGAUUCCUUGCAAAGUGGGACAAUGGCGACAGAGAUUCAGAGAUUUGGAGCAAGUGAAGAUGAUGAGGAUGAAAUGGGGAUGGAUGUGAAAGAAGAAGAUGAUGAAGACGAUGACGAUGAAGAGAAGAAUAAUGAGGCUACCAUAAUGGGAGGUGUUGAUGGGGGGCUUACGUCAAGCAGCAAUAAUACUAGGUUUCAGCAGCACCAACAAUAUCAAGAGCAACCAACUCCGCUAUCAGGGGCUCGAAGGUGUAGACCAGUGGAAGAGAAGGAGAGAACAAAAAUACGAGAGCGACAGCGGAGGGCAGUCACUGCAAAGAUCUUGGCCGGACUCCGAAGGCACGGGAACUAUAAUCUUAGGGUAAGGGCUGAUAUAAACGAUGUCAUUGCGGCCCUGGCAAGGGAAGCCGGUUGGGUUGUUCUCCCUGAUGGAACCACCUUUCCUUCUACAUCACAGGGCACCAGACCUGCUGGUGGUGCAUCUGCCACAGCAUUGACGUCAACAUCUUUGCAUGUACCGGUGCAGCAGACCCCACCUGCUUCCUCGAGGGGCAUAUGCUCUGGCUAUAAGAGUUCAGUGGAUUAUCCUUCUUGUGACAUGAAAGGUGCUUAUGUGCACACAUCAUCCCCUUAUGAUGGAUCCUCGAGUUCCCAAUCCCAGACGGCUGCCAUGGUUGGAACGGGAGCAGCAGCAGAAAAUCAUCCCCUUAUUGGGAGCUCCAUGGAUGCUGUUGAUGACAAACAGGUUAUCGAUAUACCCCAAAAGUUACAGGAGCGUGAUUUUGCAGGCACGCCUUGUGUUCCAGUAUACGUGAUGCUACCAUUGGGUGUCAUCAAUAUGAAGUGUGAACUCAUUGAUCAGGAUGGUCUAUUAAAGCAACUAAGAGUAUUGAAAUCAAUCAAUGUUGAUGGUGUUGUGGUCAAUUGCUGGUGGGGUAUAGUAGAAGCACAUGCUCCGCAAGAGUACAACUGGAGUGGUUACAAAAGACUCUUUCAGAUUGUGCGUGAGCUCAAGCUCAAGCUACAGGUUGUAUUGUCCUUUCAUGAGUGUGGGGGCAAUGUUGGUGAUGAUGUUUGUAUCCCGCUGCCCCAUUGGGUGGCAGAAAUCGGUCGAAGGAAUCCUGACAUAUUUUUCACAGAUAGAGAGGGAAGGCGAAACCCUGAAUGUCUCUCUUGGGGAAUUGACAAGGAACGUGUUUUAAGAGGCCGCACGGCUGUAGAGGUUUACUUCGACUACAUGAGAAGCUUCCGGGUGGAAUUUGACGAGUUCUUUGAUGAUGGGAUAAUCUCUAUGAUUGAAGUUGGGCUGGGUCCAUGUGGAGAGCUACGAUACCCAUCUAAUCCUGUAAGGCAUGGUUGGAGAUAUCCAGGUGUUGGUGAAUUCCAGUGUCAUGACCAGUAUCUGUUGAAAAGCCUGAGGAAAGCGGCUGAAGCAAGGGGACACUCUUUCUGGGCUCGAGGACCAGAUAAUGCAGGUUCCUACAAUUCCCGGCCACAUGAAACUGGAUUUUUCUGUGAUGGGGGUGAUUAUGAUGGCUAUUAUGGCAGGUUCUUCCUAAACUGGUACUCUCAGGUUCUUCUUGACCAUGGUGCCCGGGUACUUUCUCUGGCGAAGUUGGCUUUUGAAAGCACUCGCAUUGCUGCAAAGCUAUCAGGUAUUCAUUGGUGGUACAAGACAGCCUGCCAUGCUGCUGAAUUAACUGCUGGAUUUUACAACUCGUGCAAUCGUGAUGGUUAUGCAGCAAUUAUGGCAAUGCUAAAGAAGCAUGGGGCUGCUCUAAACUUCGUGUGUGCUGAAUGGGGCACGUUAGACCACCAUGUGGACUUCUCAGAGGCAGUUGCAGAUCCGGAUGGGUUAGCCUGGCAAGUGCUGAAUUCUGCCUGGGAUGUUUGUACACCAAUUGCUAGCGAAAAUGCUCUUGCAUGCCAUGACAGAGAAAGCUAUAACAUGAUCUUGGAAAGAGCCAAGCCUAUGAAUGAUCCGGACGGGAGGCAUUUUUGUGCUUUCACUUACCUCAGACUUGGCCCACUUCUCAUGGAAAGACACAACUUCAUGGAAUUUGAACGAUUUGUCAAGAGAAUGCACGGGGAAGCAGUUCUUGAUCUCCAUUCAUAGGUCAAAAGGAGCAAGGGAUUUGCAUUCUCUCUCCCUUACCGCAGAAGAACUAUGCAUUCUGUUUCCCUUCCUCUCUGAAGGACUUUGGGAACCAUGCUCUUUAUAUAAGAUGAGGAUCCACCCCUGUACAUGAAAUGUCACAGAUAAAAAGCAGCCUACCUUUCUGGAUCAAAGUCUCUUGCCAUGUUUGCGAUCUGCUCAAACAUCUGAACUACCAGCCAAUUCACUGAUGGAGUCAUGUGGCGGAGAGAUUCAUUUGUUUCUUAUGAUCGAGGGCAGUAAGAGCUGGAAAGGAACAAUCAUUGGAUUUGGAAUUCAUUAAGUAGUUAGGUAGAUCUUGUUUGUAGAAGUUUUUUUUCAAGCCAAUUCGGCACUUCUAAGUUAGAUAUUUCAUAGGGUGUUACCAUGAAAUUUUCAGCAGCUCUGUUAUUGUGCUUGAAUUGUGUAUGUAAUGAUAAAUGAUUGUCAUUCUCCAUUUAAUUCAUUGGGGACAACACCGACAAUUCUUGUAGGAAAGUUCAUUUACAUUUGGAAGAAAACUCUACCUUUUAACAAAUAUAAACUGAAAACUCUACCUGUGCUGCUUCAUCAAUA